Messenger RNA from Sinocyclocheilus grahami, 1622 nucleotides. RefSeq names its product polypeptide N-acetylgalactosaminyltransferase-like 6. Gene Ontology annotation, cellular component: Golgi apparatus. Gene Ontology annotation, molecular function: polypeptide N-acetylgalactosaminyltransferase activity. Gene Ontology annotation, biological process: protein O-linked glycosylation. The coding region runs from base 26 to 1249 and encodes 407 amino acids. The record is from RefSeq and is a predicted model, not a curated record. The transcript has 8 exons. NCBI's taxonomy places the organism in Eukaryota, Metazoa, Chordata, Actinopteri, Cypriniformes, Cyprinidae.
CCUGAGGGCGCAUCUGGAGGAGUACAUGUCCAGAUUUCCUAAGGUCCGUAUCGUGCGCACCAAGAAGCGAGAGGGUCUGAUCCGCACACGGCUGCUGGGAGCGUCGGUGGCUAGAGGAGAAGUCCUUACUUUCCUGGAUUCUCACUGUGAAGCCAACAUCAACUGGCUGCCGCCCCUGCUUGACCAGAUCGCACAGAACCCCAAAACCAUUGUGUGUCCCAUGAUAGACGUGAUUGACCAUAACCACUUUGGAUACGAGGCACAGGCAGGGGACGCCAUGAGGGGAGCUUUUGACUGGGAGAUGUACUAUAAACGCAUUCCCAUCCCAUCUGAACUACAAGGACCAGACCCCAGCGACCCAUACGAGUCUCCUGUGAUGGCCGGAGGCUUGUUUGCUGUAAACCGACAGUGGUUCUGGGAACUGGGAGGAUAUGACACAGGCCUUGAGAUCUGGGGUGGUGAGCAGUUCGAAAUAUCCUUCAAGGUGUGGAUGUGCGGAGGCGGCAUGUAUGAUGUACCUUGUUCGAGGGUGGGCCACAUCUACAGGAAGUACGUCCCCUACAAGGUGCCUUCAGGGACCAGCCUGGCAAGAAACCUGAAGCGAGUGGCAGAGACAUGGAUGGAUGAGUACACAGAGUACAUCUAUCAGCGCCGGCCCGAGUACCGCCACCUCUCCACCGGUGACCUGACCGCUCAGAAAGAGCUCCGCAAACACCUCAAAUGUAAAGACUUCAAAUGGUAUAUGAACACUGUGGCCUGGGACCUGCCCAAAUAUUACCCACCUGUGGAGCCACUGCCAGCUGCCUGGGGAGAGAUCCGUAAUGCAGCGUCUGGUUUGUGCAUCGACUCUAAACAUGGCUCCACGGGCACCGAGCUACGUCUGGACACUUGUCUGAAAGAGGGCGCAGAGCGAACAUGGGCACACGAGCAGAUUUUCACAUUUGGCUGGAGAGAGGACAUCAGGCCUGGAGAUCCCCUACACACCAGAAAAUUCUGCUUCGAUGCUAUUAGUCAGAAUAGCCCCAUCACCCUGUAUGACUGCCAUGGUAUGAAAGGCAACCAGCUCUGGAGCUACAGGAAGGAUAAGUCUUUGUACCACCUGGUGAGCAACGGUUGCAUGGACUGUAGCCUCGGCGAUAAGCAGAUUUUCAUGAAUAAGUGCGACGCCGAGUCUGAAACACAACAGUGGAUCUUCCAGAAAGUCAACACUACCGUUCUGGACAAAUUCAACAGCGGCGCCAGCUCAUAGGACCUGGGGUUGUGGUCGAGCCAGUCAGCCGGCUUCCACACAUACACACACCUCCCACAAUCCUUAACGUGGGCCUGGAUGUUGUUACUGUCUGGCUCUGGGUUCCUCUCAAGGUUCUGCAGCAGACUGAGCAAGAGCAGGCUCUUGAAAGAGGGGACUAGAAACGCAGAGAAACACAAGGCUGGUGGAAACGCAUCCACAAUGAGCACCUUGCUGGUCGAGGAGAAUACAAACAGCCUGGACUCUCUAGUAGGGGUCUAGCUUGGGCCCCCAGUUGCUCCCUAUACAUUAAAAAAACAGUGCAGCUUUAGGACUUUGGAAGUGGAGUCCAGUGAAAGAAUGUUCUGUAUUAGUCCUUGAAGAUUGCAUGGGG